Colossoma macropomum (tambaqui) is the source of this 1204-nucleotide messenger RNA. Its product is annotated as BOLA class I histocompatibility antigen, alpha chain BL3-6-like. The transcript has 6 exons. Gene Ontology annotation, cellular component: external side of plasma membrane. Gene Ontology annotation, biological process: immune response. Bases 1 to 786 code for a protein of 261 amino acids. Lineage: Eukaryota; Metazoa; Chordata; Actinopteri; Characiformes; Serrasalmidae. The record is from RefSeq and is a predicted model, not a curated record.
AUGAACGUUAACCGAGAGGAGAAGCAGUGUGAUGUGCUCAUAUUUGUCUCUGCAGGGAUUCAUACAUGGCAGUGGACGAUCGGCUGUAAACUGCAUGAUGAUGGAACCAAGAGUGGAUACAGCCGGUUUGGUUACGAUGGAGAAGAUUUCCUCAGUCUGGAUCUGAACACUCUCACCUGGACUGCAGCCAAUGAUAAAGCUCUUAUUAUAAAACAGGAGUGGGAGAAGACGGAUAAAGCCAAAGGCCAUAAGACCUUUCUGGAGACUGAAUGUAUCGAGUGGUUACAGAAAUAUGUGUAUUAUGGCAGAGAAACUCUGGAGAGGAAAGUCUCUCCUGAGGCGUCUCUGUUCCAGAAGAACUCUUCUUCUCCAGUGGUGUGUCAUGCUACAGGUUUCUUCCCCAAAGCAGUGAUGAUCUCCUGGCAGAAGAAUGGAGAGGAUCUGCAUGAGGACGUGGAGCUCAGAGACACGCUAACCAACCAGGAUGGAACCUUCCAGAAGAGGAGCAUUCUGACUGUCUCACCUGAGGAGCUGAACAAACACAACUACACCUGCAUCAUUCAGCACAGCAGCCUGGAGAAGGAGAUAGAGCUGCAGGUGUCUGAACGCAAGGUCCUGCAAGAUGGAGGAUCAGUUGGUAUAAUCAUUGGUGUGGUCGUGGUUCUCCUGCUUGUUGUCAUAGUCUGUGUUGGAGUUUGGAUGAAGAAGCAGAUGAAGAAGCAGAUGAUGAAGCCCAAUUUCACACUUGUUUCGAGAAGCCCCAGCUCAGAAUCUGAUUCUACAUGAAGCUCCUCAUCAACCACCUCCAUCACCUCAUCUGAAUGAUGAUGAUCUGCAGUUAUACUGUACUGAUAAACACAGCUGUGUGAUCAAUAUCAUGCUGAAUCAUGAUCAAUGCACUUGUAACCAGUUUCAAUCUGUAUUUCUUUCUCUCAGAAUCUGUGUUGAAGGAUUUCAGAGAUGAUUGGUUUAAGACUGAUUUUGUUGUUAAUAUAGAUCCUGAUGAAGUUUAGUUCCAUCUGAUUUUGAUCUUCAAAAAUAGGAAAUAUUACUGUCAACAACAAUUAUACCACAUUUAUUGCCAGCUAGUUUAUUUGUAUGUGUGUGAAAAGCUUCUUCACCCUCUGUGAUGAUGUGUCUCUUAUAUUCUUUUCACACACACAAAUGUAGCACAUUUGAUUGAGCAUUUGUGUGUGUGUGUGUG